Messenger RNA from Triticum aestivum (bread wheat), 1872 nucleotides. RefSeq lists its product as uncharacterized. The transcript has 4 exons. The record is from RefSeq and is a predicted model, not a curated record. NCBI's taxonomy places the organism in Eukaryota, Viridiplantae, Streptophyta, Magnoliopsida, Poales, Poaceae. Bases 386 to 1549 code for a protein of 387 amino acids.
CCUGUACCGAAACCCAACCAGCCCCACAGCCGCCGCCGCCGGCUCCCCAACCCAAAUCCGUCGGUGUACCCCUACGCCGCCGUACCCUACCCCAGGUAGUCCAACCAGGCCGGCGCGCCAGAAGAUCGAGGAAGUACAGAGCAAGGUACGGCCCCUGCUACGCUACCCUACAAGCAAGUCGCUCCCCCCCUGCGCGAGAAUUCGCCGGCGCGCCGUUGGACGGCGGCGCGGCGCAAUUCUCCGGUGGUCGCCGUACCUCCUUGUCGUGAAGAACGGCGUGCCGGCAGCAGAGCUGUUGGUGUGACGGGACUCUACAGCGAGGCGGCGAAAAACAAGGAUCAAUCAGAUCGGGAGGGCAAAUAAUUCCUUUCCCCGCCGCACGAUCAUGGUUGAGCCUCUAAUGGGGGAAGUGACGUUCUUCAAUUAUCAAGUCAUUUUGCGAUUUCAAGAUGUAUUAUACUUACCUAUUGUUGGUUCCUUAUGCAGGAUGGCAAACAAAGGUAAUCCCGGAGCGAAGAGGAAGAAGAAGCAGGAGGCUGGCGGGCAGAAGAAUCAGGAAGCUGGAGGGGAGAAGAAGCAGGGGGCUGGCGGGAAGAAGAAGCCGACCCUGCACUGCUUGGCACUUGAGGAGGAGAGAGGAUGUAAAAAGUUCAAUGAAUAUAUGCAAGAACUGGCUAACAAGUCCCCUGGAAAAGAUAUAUGCGUGGUUGAGCCAUCUCGCGGGGAUACACAAACACCUGGUGAAGCACUGCUAAUUGAAGAGGCCCAGACAGCAAUCCUCAGAGUCAUUCAUCUAUAUAUGGACGAAAUCGAGGAAGGCUGGUGCUUCAGCACAGUCAGCGAGAGCAAUACAGUCGUCACAAAUCAAGACAUUCCUAAGAUUCUGAAAGAUAAUCGGGUGAGAGCAACAGCGGAAACAGUUACCAAAUGCGUGACUGGUUUAGCUGAAAUGCUUAAGAGGGUUGUCAUGGAUUCGAGCCCAUCCUACCGACAGGAUCCUAAUAUCAACAAGGAGCUGCGUCACCUCCUUGGUUUGAUACGCAGAUACAAGUUCAGGGCAUGCACAUUUUUGAUCAAGUACCAUGCAGCUACAGUUCCUCUAAUCAACAGACUGAUUCUCUUCAUUAUGAUCUAUGAUCAUACUGUAGAGAUUCUAAGGCGCACUGACCCUAAGGCGUAUAACACAGUAAUGACGAGUCUUGACUGCCCAGCAAAUUGGGACAAUCUUGUGAGAAGUAAUAACUUUCUUCUGAUGUACUACGACUGUGGAAAGUACGAUCCACAGGCGACUACUGAUGGUACAGACCCAGUACUGGAGCCUUUGAAGUUCCUCAGGAACUGCCCAUCACAUGCGAUGCGACAUAGCUUUUCUCGAGACGGGGUUGCAUUUUGCAGGUUUGAUCUUGCAAGAGCUCAAUAUCAGAGGUUUCCUGAGGUCAUGGUAUCAAUGCAGACGAGUUUGCAUUCGCUGGGGGAACUCCAAGCCUUGGGAACGCAAUAUCUGUUCCCUGCAAAGAUAAAAGUGACGCCCAAAGGGCCUGAAUCCUGAUACUGAGUAGUUCCAGGCCUUGUUAACGCAAUAUAUCUGUUGCAAGCAAGGAUAAAAUUGACGCCCAAAGGGCCUGAUACAGACUAGCUCCAGGCCUUGGGAACGCAGUAUCUGUUCCCCGCAUGUAUAAAACUGACGCCCAGAGCCUGAUACAGAGUAGAUACCAUAGUUCUUUUGUCCUGUUGUCUGAGAUACUUUAGUGGCUGUUCAAUCUCUUAGUUGACUUGGCCACUUGUAACUGUAGUAUACGGUAUUGCUGUAGGUGUGUAGUAGUGAUACAUAUUCCUAAUCCAACUUCUGUUCCUACAGAGUUUGAAAGAUCA